This is a messenger RNA of Bicyclus anynana (squinting bush brown), 1176 nucleotides long. RefSeq lists its product as uncharacterized. Lineage: Eukaryota; Metazoa; Arthropoda; Insecta; Lepidoptera; Nymphalidae. The record is from RefSeq and is a predicted model, not a curated record. Bases 104 to 1063 code for a protein of 319 amino acids. The transcript has 6 exons.
UUGGCAUUUAAUAUCAAUAUGUAAGACAAACUAUUACUAAGCUAUAUAAUUGUACUAGUACAAACAUGACAUUUGUACACGUUGCUUCAAACAAAGUUCAAAUAUGACAUUUGUAUUCGUUACUUCAAAAUUCAAAUGUAGUGCCAAGCUUCAGUACGCCUCGCCUCAUUUGAAGUGGGACAUUGUACUGCCUCGGUACAAAAAAGAGGCAACACUUACAAACUCUUUUUCAAGUCAUGUCCUACCCAACACUACCUGGGACAGGGUGACAAACAAAUUUAAUAACAAUACUUUUGUUACCAAACGUGCUACAAUACAAUUAAGAAGGUGCUGGGAGAAAAUUAAAAAACAUGCCAAAGAUGACCGAACAAAAGAAAUAAAAACAAGGAUGGCAACAGGUGGUGGUAGUCCGUGUCUCCCCAGUCAAGAUUAUGUGCCAGGGGUGGAAGAGGUAGUACCUCAUCUUAUGAUUGAAAUCCCUGGCACAAUUGAUAGUAACACUAUUUUUGAAAGUGAAAGGCAAACUGAAACUUCAAUAACCACUACUUGCACAAUAUCAACUCGGUGCAAAACACCAAUAAUGUCACAGUCGAUUUUACAAGACUGUGAUCAAUCAGUACUCCGCAGAUAUUUAGAUUCAACCCAAACUGCCUGUGAAACUAUGAAUAACCAAAUAAAUGAACAUUUAACUUCAAGAAUGAAUAUUAUUAUUAGUCCAGAAGCAGAAACCAUAGAACCCACAGAUACCUGCAACAUAUCCAGCCCAUUGAUGCCUCGGACGGAAUUACCAUACACUGAACGACGUAGACGCUUAGCAUCUACAGCAGCAUCAGAAGUUAUUACUUUGAGGAAAAACAAUAUAUUAAAGGAGAGAAAUGAACAGCAAGACUUAUACAAAAUUCGCCGUUCCAUAUUGGAAAUAGAAUUCCAAAAAGAAUCUGAAAUGCUGCGUCAUUUGCAGAAAUUAAAUUCUAUAAAAGAAAUGAAUGAGAUUGAGAUAUUGGAACACCAACGAGCCCUCCGUAAAAUAGAGUUGCAGCGUGCUCUAGAACAUGCAAAUUAAAAUAGAAAUUCAAAGAUUAGAAAUUAUUAUUCAAGAUUUAAAUUAUAACCUUUUGAAAAAAAAAUGUACAUACUGUUCUAAAUUUUGAAAUAAAAAAAAAGAUUAAACAAAAA